Messenger RNA from Trichoplax adhaerens, 1602 nucleotides. RefSeq lists its product as uncharacterized. Gene Ontology annotation, molecular function: protein phosphatase activator activity. Bases 1 to 1602 code for a protein of 533 amino acids. Gene Ontology annotation, biological process: signal transduction; protein dephosphorylation. Gene Ontology annotation, cellular component: cytosol; protein phosphatase type 2A complex; nucleus. NCBI's taxonomy places the organism in Eukaryota, Metazoa, Placozoa, Uniplacotomia, Trichoplacea, Trichoplacidae. The record is from RefSeq and is a predicted model, not a curated record. The transcript has 15 exons.
AUGGAGUUUUUAUACUUUAGAUUUAUUUCAAUUGCAGACAAAAGCAAUGAUAGCUUAGAACUUAAGGCACGGCGGGUGCAACUGUCGGAGGUUUUGAGUGGGUUGUGGAUAUGGAGUACCUUGCAAGGAUCAAUUGAUCUUGAUGAUGCACGGAAAUACUAUACCGUUUUGCACACUAUUAAACAGUUAUGUGGUGCUGUCUUGGCUCAUGCUGUACCACCAUACUUAGGCAAACAAGCGUUGAACGGUGGAAAACGCGUUUCAGUUAUUAAUACCGCAGUCAAACUUCGUCAAAGUUCAUCACGAUUCAAUGCAAAGUCGACAAUAGAUCUGCAAACGUUAAAGUCCCUUAAAGAUGCACAAGGCGAAGAAUUAAACGAUUUGUUUAUCAAGAAGUUGCAGCAAUGUUGCUACUGCUUCGAUUUCAUGGAUCCUGUUAGUGAUCUCAGGAAUAAAGAAAUCAAGCGUGCGGCGCUCAAUGAUCUCAUUGAUUGUAUUUCUGCAGGACGUAAAGUCAUCGUAGAAUCGACAUACAGUGAGGUUGUCAAGCUGGUGGACGUCAAUAUCUUCAGAGUCUUACCGCCAUCUGAUAAUCCUGAUUUCGAUCCCGAGGAAGAUGAACCGACUUUGGAAGCAUCAUGGCCUCAUCUUCAGUUGGUCUAUGAAUUUUUUAUUCGCUUUUUGGAGUCACCAGAUUUUAAGCCAUUCACAGCGAAGAGAUAUAUUGAUCAGAAAUUUGUUUUACAAUUGCUGGAACUGUUCGAUAGUGAAGAUCCAAGGGAAAGGGAACUUUUAAAAACUGUUUUACAUCGAAUAUAUGGAAAAUUCCUAGGAUUGCGGGCGUAUAUAAGGAAGCAAAUUAACAAUAUCUUUUUGAAAUUUGUUUAUGAGACAGAAAACUGUAAUGGAAUUGGAGAACUAUUGGAAAUAUUAGGAAGUAUUAUCAAUGGCUUUGCGCUUCCAUUGAAAGAUGAACACAAACAAUUUCUACAGAAAGUACUAAUACCUUUACACAAAGCCAAAUCUUUAAGUUUGUACCAUCCACAGCUUGCUUACUGCGUGGUGCAGUAUUUGGAGAAAGAUGUUACUCUUUCUGAAGGGGUAUUGCAUGGGCUUUUAAGGUAUUGGCCUAAGACUAGCAGUCAAAAGGAGGUGAUGUUUCUGAGUGAAGUGGAAGAGAUUCUUGAUGUUGUUGGCCCCGCACAGUUUCAGCAAAUCCAGGAGUCUCUUUUUAAACAAAUUGCCAAAUGCGUAUCCAGUCCUCAUUUUCAGGUUGCAGAAAGAGCGUUAUACUUUUGGAACAAUGAAUACAUAGUAAGACUUAUUGAAGAAAAUUCCGAAACUAUUAUGCCAAUAUUAUUUUCCUGUUUAUAUCGAAUUUCAAGAGAACAUUGGAAUCAAACUAUUGUGACGUUAGUGUAUAACGUACUUAAGACUUUUAUGGAAAUGAAUGGUAAAUUAUUUGAAGAAUUAACUGCUAGCUAUAAAGGAGAAAGACAAAGGGAGAAAAGGAAAGAAAAAGAUAGAGACGAGGUUUGGAAAAAGAUUGAACAGCUAUCACGUGUAAAUGACGGCAAUGCUAACAAAGGUGGUGGACAAUGA